Molecule: messenger RNA, 1332 nt
Organism: Rhinopithecus roxellana (golden snub-nosed monkey)
Lineage: Eukaryota; Metazoa; Chordata; Mammalia; Primates; Cercopithecidae
Product: cytochrome c
Exons: 3
Coding region: 146-463 (105 amino acids)
Biological process (GO): mitochondrial electron transport, cytochrome c to oxygen; mitochondrial electron transport, ubiquinol to cytochrome c
Cellular component (GO): mitochondrial intermembrane space
Molecular function (GO): electron transfer activity; heme binding
Source: RefSeq, a predicted model, not a curated record
AGGGCGCGGAAGCGCGGAGCGAGUUUGGUUGCACUUACACCGGUACUUAAGCGCGGACCGGCGUGUCCUUGGACUUAGAGAGUGGGGACGUCCUGCUUCGGAGCGGGAAUCUUUGUUGCGCCAGCGACUAAAAAGAGAAUUAAAUAUGGGUGAUGUUGAGAAAGGCAAGAAGAUUUUUAUUAUGAAGUGUUCCCAGUGCCACACCGUUGAAAAGGGAGGCAAGCACAAGACUGGGCCAAAUCUCCAUGGUCUCUUCGGGCGGAAGACAGGUCAGGCCCCUGGAUACUCUUACACAGCCGCCAAUAAGAACAAAGGCAUCACCUGGGGAGAGGAUACACUGAUGGAGUAUUUGGAGAAUCCCAAGAAGUACAUCCCUGGAACAAAAAUGAUCUUUGUCGGCAUUAAGAAGAAGGAAGAAAGGGCAGACUUGAUAGCUUAUCUCAAAAAAGCUACUAAUGAGUAAUAAUUGGCCGCUGCCUUAUUUAUUACAAAACAAAUGUCUCAUGACUUUUUUAUGUGUACCAUACUUUAAUAGAUCUCAUACACCAGAAUUCAGAUCAUGAAUGACUGACAGAAUAUUUUGUUGGGCAGUCCUGAUUUAAAACUAAGACUGGGUUGUGGUUAAAUGAAUAUGUUCAGUUUUUGAAUUUUAAUAGUAAUUCCAAUUCAGUAAAUGCCAUCACUGUUUACCCCUUCUAAAGAUAUUAUUAGACUUUGUUAGUAAUGUUCAACUUUUCGCAAAGAUGGUGAGUGCCAUCUUAAAACUUACUGGAGAUUGGUUUUAUAUUUAGAUUUAUAUAGCUGGUUAUGUGAAUAUAUUUAAAUACUGGGGAAAUUCCUUCACUGUCUCAGAACCAAGCAAGAUUCACCUGUGUUUUGUGUUCAUUUGCCUCUUAAAGGCAAGGGUUGAAGAUAAAUAAGGUAGCAAUGUCUAGAAUUUUGGCCUUAACGCUGCCAAUCUAAUUAUAAUUCCCUGUAUUUAAAAUGGUUCCUUUUACUUAUUGAAAAGCAUUUUAGUAUGGUUUAUGUGUAAUAUUAAAGAUAUUCAACACUUCUCACAUCUUACAAAUCUAUAAGGUCACAUGCUUUUAAAAUAGUAGCAAGUUAAACUUCACUCUGAAUUCUUUACAAUCUAAGUCAAACUAAGUUAUAAUUUAGGAUUGUCUUUAAACAGCCAUUCAGAAACAUAAAUCUGUAGAACUGUGUAUUUGUGAUUGGGAAUGGUGCUUUUGCCAACUUAAAAGGAUUAAAGUAGCGGAGAUAUACACAAAUUUUAAAAUUAUGUGUGAUCGCAAGACUAAAGAUAAUUAAAAAGAAAACCACAGAUCAUGA